AUGGACCAAAUACACCUCCUCGCCCACCUCGGCACCACACUAGUCCAAAACACCACUAAAUACCUGUCCACGCUCCCGCAUCCAAUCGAAUGUCUCGAGGAGCUCGUUGCCGUCGUAGCAGUGACCUCCAACUUGCUCGCAUCGCUGAAUUCCACACUUCUGAGGUUCCCGAGCCUCACAGGAGUGUUGAGCCCGAAAUAUUCUUUCAUCGGCCCGCUGUGCGAGGACAUAAGAAAGGCGUUUCGCGAGCUGGAAGAGCGGGUUCUCGAGGCGAAGGGUUUGAGGAUCUUUGAGCCUAAUGAUGUGGGUCUUGUGAGAUUACCAAGGAAUGCGUGGGUGCUCGUUAUGCGGGGCGAGCAGAGAGCAGCGAGUCUGAGGAGUAGGCUUUAUGUGGAGAAGUAUAGAGUUAGAGUGCUUAUUGAGGCGGUUUGUUGGGUGGGGUUGAAUGGCAAAGGGGGCUUGAGCGAGCAGGAAACGGGGGAGUUGAGGGCGUUGAAGGGGAUGUUGCCGCUUGUUGCGGAGAGACUGGUGGGUGUACAGAGGGAUUAUGUACCGAGAUUGAAGGCGCUCAUGGGUGGAGAUGAGAAGGAGGCUGUUAGUGUUGAGGUUAAGAGGGAAGAGAAGCCUGCUGCGCCUCUCGUCCCUGUAGAAGAGAAAAAGGAGAUGGUGAAGGCAUUCAAAACUCCCGAGCCAUCUCUCCUGAAGAUGCCCAUGAGCAGGAAACUCAGCAUGCACUCCUGCGCAAGCACUGACUCACUGGCCUCUACUUCCUCUUCCUCCUCAAGUGCAACAGCAUUCGACGACUCCAUCCAAGAGGUCUGGCUCCUGCGCCGCAACGAAGCAAAGCGUAAGCUCAAGCGCAGCAUCGCCUUCCUCGGCAUAAAAUGGUACACCUCGCACUCCUACGAGCCGGAAAGCUUCUACAUGAAAGCCCUUCCCUCCUGUCCUUCUGAAAUCAAGACUCUCCGGCAAGAAUGCCGCGGUGCCUCUACCGACAUGCAGCACCAAUCGCAGCUUAGGAAGACGAUUCUGAAAAUGCCAGAUGAGGCGCAGUGGGAGCUUCAGAAAUUGAUCGAGGGUAGAGAGAAAGCGAGUAGUAACGAGAAUAUUAAGAGGGAGUGGGAAGUUGUAGCAUUUAUGGAGAGGCCGAGGAGAAAGAUUAGUCCUGAGCAAGGUAAGCGGUGGAUAGGAGGAAAGAAGGGUCCGGUGGAGUGGGUGGUUGUUGCUAGGGGGGAGACGGUGGAUCACAAGACCAGGGUGUUGCCUAGUAAGCAUGAGGAUCCGUGGAGUCCGAAGCCAAAGCUGCAGGCUGUUCCUGCCAGAGUUGCGGCUCCGGCCCUAGCGGUGGCGAUGUCCGCUGCUGCUGCUGCUGCACAGGCACAAACUCAGACUCAGGCGAGAGCUCAGGUACCGGCUGGCACGGUGCUGAGACAUGUUGAGAACAGGAGAGCCCUGACUGCCGAGGAGGCGGAGAAGAAGAUGGAUGAGAUUGUGCAGGAUCUCUUUCGGUGUGAGGCGGAUGGGCGGAGAUGUGAUGUGGUGCAGAGCUGGGGUGGAGACACCCACAUACGUUCAAGUUGA
This is a messenger RNA of Hyaloscypha bicolor E, 1581 nucleotides long. RefSeq lists its product as uncharacterized. The transcript is spliced from 2 exons. The record is from RefSeq and is a predicted model, not a curated record. NCBI's taxonomy places the organism in Eukaryota, Fungi, Ascomycota, Leotiomycetes, Helotiales, Hyaloscyphaceae. The coding region runs from base 1 to 1581 and encodes 526 amino acids.